This is a messenger RNA of Pygocentrus nattereri (red-bellied piranha), 1655 nucleotides long. RefSeq names its product thiosulfate:glutathione sulfurtransferase-like. The transcript has 4 exons. The record is from RefSeq and is a predicted model, not a curated record. Gene Ontology annotation, molecular function: thiosulfate-cyanide sulfurtransferase activity. Gene Ontology annotation, cellular component: mitochondrion. Bases 105 to 461 code for a protein of 118 amino acids. NCBI's taxonomy places the organism in Eukaryota, Metazoa, Chordata, Actinopteri, Characiformes, Serrasalmidae.
AGACACGCCCAUUUCGAGGAACGCAGCAGUAAGGAAGUGCACUACCUUGGUGACUCCCGGUCGUUGUGCAGUUGCAGUUGGAGCAGAUCACUGUCAGCAGCUAAAUGGCAAACGCAGAUACAGAGAUCUCCUACAGCGAUUUUAAGUCUCUCAUUGAGAAGGGUGAAGAUCUUGUGAUUGUUGAUGUGCGUAGCAAAGCUGAAGUGGACAAAGGGCACAUCCCAGGGUCCAUCCAUAUUCCAGUGGAGAAUGUAGGAAGUGACUUGUCUCUGGAUCCAGAUGCAUUCAAAGAGAAAUUUGGCAUGCCCAAACCCCCACUAGAUGCCCCAAAUCUGGUCUUCCACUGCCAGCUGGGUCGACGUGGAGAAGCUGCCACAGAGAAGGCCAGAAGCCUUGGCUUCCAAUAUGCCCGAAACUUUGCUGGAGGUUACAAGGAAUGGUCAGAGAAGGAAAGAAAAUGAUGCUGCUGCUCCAACACAUCAAGCACACGCCAGAUGUUAAGUUAGAAUUAUUUUUGCAGCUCUAGGAUAGAGUGCCUUUGAGGACUGCUAGGCCUGUAUGCGUUUAGCUGUCUGAGCUGUCUUUAAAUUGAAGCACUUCAGGGUUUAUGCUAAAUGGGUCCAUUACAAAAUGUGUACCUUUAUGUGCAAAGUUUUAAAUGUAUAGAAUAGUUUUUCAAUAUAUUAAAAAACAAUGCAAAUAUGUAAGAAUAUAUUUAUACCAUUUUUACUAUCUCAGUAGUUUAUAAACUAUUCAUUUUGUGAACACGUGAAGCUUUGCUUGUUAUUUUUCUUAUCAUGUACACAAAAGAGCCAUCACUUGGGUCAGCUGCUAGCUCCCCAGAUAGCAAGAAGAUAGCUGCCCACUGUUGGCCUACAAAGCUGCAAAGCUGGCGGCACUGGCUUUUUGCUCAGCGUUUUCCCGGCGGCCCACCAGUGGCUAACCCCUUAAAAUCCCAGGCAUAUUGCAUACUAAGGCUUAUUAUUCAGUAAAUACAGGGACUUUAAUGCAAACUGAGCUACUGUUAGAUUAUAGAAGUGUUCCAAAACUUUGGGCCUGCUGGUGGACCCUGGCCAUUUAAGGCAUUAACAGAGUGUUAAAAUGAUACUUUUAAUCACUCGUUUUGCACUCGCAGUUCAACUUACUUGUUCUUUCAUUUCCUACUUUGGUUAUGCUUUGUAAAUUAGAAGCAUAAAUUUAAUAGCAGCAUCAGAAAAAUUGUAUGCAGCUGUAAUCUGUCUAACAGAGCUGUGUUGAGAAUUAAAAACUAUUAUGCAUCACAACCAUCUGGACGGGCUAAAAGCAGACUAGCAGUAGCCAUUACUCAGUGUGGACCUCAUCACGCGAGCAGACUGAUAUAUACUUGCUAUCUGGGUCACUUGAGAUGAAUCAUAGCAUUUGAAGCUUCCCAAAGGAUGGACAUUUACACUGACCUCUGUAGUUCUUUCAGGUAAUGUGCAGUUAUGUCGAUAAUAAUGUCGCUAAAUGAAAUGUUUUGAGUUUUCCUGUUUAAAUGAAUUUGACCACGAAGGUUGUUGAUGGUUUGGGCGCCAGUUCAUUUGCACAUACAGGUGUGAAUAUUAGACAUGAAGCAGCUGUUUUCACUUGUUACUUGUACUCGUGUCACUCGAAAUAAUUAAAAUGCUGCUAUUCUA